Oryzias latipes (Japanese medaka) is the source of this 1575-nucleotide messenger RNA. RefSeq names its product aurora kinase A and ninein interacting protein (gene aunip). NCBI's taxonomy places the organism in Eukaryota, Metazoa, Chordata, Actinopteri, Beloniformes, Adrianichthyidae. Gene Ontology annotation, cellular component: centrosome; spindle pole. The record is from RefSeq and is a predicted model, not a curated record. Gene Ontology annotation, biological process: spindle organization.
UUCUAAUUCGAAAAUUUUUAAAUGGUGAACAUGAUUUUUUUAAAUGUUUUUGUCGUUUCAAGAUAUCCUCUGAUAUAAUUGUUUUACACAUUUUCAAGCUUUUCAGAGUUCCAAAAGUCAAAUGCCCGGGGCAGCCCGCAGUUGAGGCGGUAAACUUAAACGUUUGUUAUCGAGUCUAUUCUUAAACAAAGUAAAGGUUCGACGGUUCUAUUUGGAUUUUGAGAACACGCUGCGAAAAAUAAAAUUAUUAAUACAAACUUUUAGGGGGUAUCUCUUUCGACCAUGAAGAAAUCUAAAACAACGCACCCGACUCACUCUCAAGCGGAAUGUGGUGUUUGGCUGGACCCUGUGCAACUUAAAGGAAAAGUUAAGCAGAAACACCUUGUCCGUCCGAUUUCCAAAUUGCUGAAUCCUUUGGCUAAAGGGGAAGGUUACAGUUUAGCUGUUGCACUUAACUUUACACAGACUAAAAUGGAAAUGCCAAAAACCAAACAGAGCAUCAUAUCCACCUUUUUCACUCCUCAUCAGAGAGUUAUCAAUAAGAUGUCUUUAUCUGGACUUCAAAACUUUGAUCCAGUUGUUUCAUCAAACGCUUCUGAAACGAAACAAGGAGCUGGUUCAAGUCUGCAAAAGGCCAACCUGGACGAGUGUGGUGUUGCUCUUGAGCAGGAGAGUAAACGUUUUACGGAGACUGGUCAGCUUUCACCUUUCCUCGAUGAAACAGAAGAAGAGAUGGCUGAGGACUUUAAGCCACCUCCCAGUAAGAAGAGGCUAGUUGAGAAGCCUUUGUUGCUAGAAAACAGUGAAGCUCCUCCUCAAGCGUGGAGUCAGGACCCCCUGUUCAAUUGUGACCAGUACAGUGAAAGUCAGAUUUACCAAACAGAGGCAAAUUUCACAACACCAAAGUGCUUGAAUGGGGCUGAGAUGGCUUUUUUUGAUGGUCUACGAAGCGAGGACGCCUUUGGAAGCGUGAUGGAUGUGAAAGGAAGAACCUCAACUCAGAAACCUGUUUUUACGUCUUCUAUUUCUGAAGACGAGGAGGAUGACAGAGCAAACGGCUCAAAAUCCAGAAGGAGCACUGUCUCUCAUUUUAAAUCAAAUUGCAAACAAUCAGAAACAGAAAACAUUUUGCAUCAAAAACAAACAGAUAAGUCGACGGACUUGUGGAGGACAAAGACGACCAGCCUUCCUCUUGAAAAGUACCUGGGAAGCACGGAGCCCGAUGAGAAUACUAUGGCCAACUUGUUUACGCAAGACUCUGAGGGCUUCAGGGUGAUUUCACAUCGAGGGCGGCAAACCAGGAGUCCGCUCAGAGAUCACAGUAAUCUAGUAACUGGGAUGGUGAGAACUUGUAAAUCUUUUCAGGAGGAGGACGACGAUGAGGAGAUGCUCUUUACACAAGACUCUCAGGGAAACCUGGUAAUCAGACACUGAAACAUCUUCUAGAAGUGGAUUUAAUUCCAUAAAAUGUGGACCAACUGUGCUUCAGAGCACUGAGGGGGUACAUUCAGUUUGCCAUGCAAAAUUAGAUCAUAAUAAAUCAGAACUCAGGUUUUGAGUUUACAUUUUUAUUGC